Molecule: messenger RNA, 1095 nt
Organism: Vicia villosa (hairy vetch)
Lineage: Eukaryota; Viridiplantae; Streptophyta; Magnoliopsida; Fabales; Fabaceae
Exons: 1
Coding region: 1-1095 (364 amino acids)
Source: RefSeq, a predicted model, not a curated record
AUGAAGGCCCCUGAUUCCAUUGAAAUUGCUAAGGCUCCUUAUUUGAGCAAGUCGGUCGUGGAAGCAAAUCUCACCAAGAAGGGAGGAGGUCUUGGUUUUUGCAUGGAGUUUUUGGUCAAAAGGGGUUGUGAGGCUGCUGAAGCAAAGGAAUGGGACACAUUUAGGGCUAUCCUGGCUCUAAGUAUCUAUGGUAUCAUGAUGUUCUCGAACGUUCCUAACUUUAUUGACAUGAAUGCAAUUCAUAUGUUCAUUCUGCAGAAUCCGGUUCCUACACUUUUGGGGGAUGUUUAUCACUCCAUUCAUCACAAGAGUAGUCAGAAGGGAGGUUUGGUUAGAUUCUGUGCUCCGUUGUUAUAUCGCUGGUUCAGGUCACAUUUUCCUGAGCGUGGCGCUUUCGUUGAUAAUAGGCACACAUCUAAGUGGGCUGAGAGGAUUAUGGGGCUUAGGGCCAAAGAUAUUGUCUGGCACAACAGAUCUUUAGAUGACAUGGAAGUUAUUAUGAGUUGCGGAAAGUUCAAAAAUGUAUCUCUCAUGGGUCUUAGAGGUGGAAUCAACUAUAAUCCCGUCCUGGCUAGGAGAACAUUUGGAUAUGCUUUUAUCAGUCCCCCUAAGCAGACAGAAAUUGCUGAGAAUAUUUUCUAUCAUUCAGCCACCGACGGUGGGCUGAUGGCAGAAGCUGUACAAGCCUGGAAGAGUAUUUGUUGGAGAGAUAAGAAACAUUUUGGUCAGCGAGAUUGUGCUACUUACGAGGAUUAUACUAAGUGGGUCGAAUCUGUGGUUGUUGUUCGAGGGAUGCCCUUCCUUCCCAAAGAUCCUUUGUACCCCCCUGCUGGUGAACAACCCAACAUUGGUUCCAUGCCUCGUUAUAAUCAAACUGUGGAUCAGAAUCGGAAGUUGACUGAACAGGUGGAAACAAUGCAUGUUAAGAUGAAUACUGCUCGGCAAGAGAAGCUUUCCGCACUUCAUAAGUUGAAAAUAAGAGAAAUAGAGCUUGAAGAAUUGUAUGCUAGAGGAAGUACUUCUCAGAAAAGGCCAAGGAUGACUAUAGGUGCUAAACCUACCGAAACUCAAGAAAAGAAGCUGAAAGAACAUUAA